AUUAGUAUUGGAUGUGACACUAACAUACUGGAUGCCCAAUUCUAAUAAGCUUCUAUCAGACUCAAUCGCGGAACUUAGGAGCUUUUUGAACAUCCGUAUGCCAUGAUUCAUGAAGCAAGGCAGUCAGAGUUCACCCCAGAGUAGACUGAGGCUUUAGUCCUUUUCGAGGUCAAACAUAUUAAUCAUUGAGGGUAAGUAUUUGCAAUCCUUAAGAAAAUUAUCAUGUUGGUUAAAGAGCUUUGAGGGGUCUGGUGGUCCUGAACUUUCUCCUCCUGGGGCGGGCCUUGCGAGGUCCGGCACGACGGCGGAUCAUGGCUUUCCCCUCGAGAAAUUUGUUUUCACUAUAUGUAACGACUCCACUCCACCACCAUGUUAUGCCAGGCAGCCCAUGUGUUUGAGGAGUCUUGUCCUGACAUGGGAGGAGGGCUAUUCGCCCAUUCGGAGCUUCGCCUGGAGACAAACCCCAGAAAGCUAAAAUUGUUAUUUUUGUCUAGAAAGCUACCCUCGUACAGCUAGCUAUGCCUACAUCGACUGACAAGCUU
Sclerotinia trifoliorum is the source of this 542-nucleotide messenger RNA. NCBI's taxonomy places the organism in Eukaryota, Fungi, Ascomycota, Leotiomycetes, Helotiales, Sclerotiniaceae. The record is from the annotation of a GenBank genome assembly.